UUUCCCACUUUAGUGACCUUUUUUUGUUUUUUUUUUUCUUUUAUCAUGACAUGAAUGGUCUCUCUUCUAUAUAAUCAGGCCUUCCACAUGAUUUAGUCCUCCACCAUGGGAGGAAGCAUGAAGGUUCAUCAGUUCGCACGUGGACUCUGGGAAGCGCACGAACCAUCUCUAACCCUAGGCUGCAAACGCUUACGCCCUCUGGCUCCAAAACUUCAACCCAAUAGCCCAGACAGUAGUAAUAUUAGUUCCUCUACCACCACUACUUCUCCAAACUCCAUUGCUCCCUUCGAUCUCAAGAGCUUCAUUAGACCAGAAAGUGGUCCUAGAAAGCUUGGAUCUUCUCUUGAUCACCACAAGAAAGAUUCAUCUCAGGUUGAAACACACCCUGGUGGGACACGGUGGAAUCCAACGCAAGAGCAGAUAGGAAUACUGGAGACGCUGUAUAGAGGAGGAAUGCGGACUCCGAACGCCCAACAAAUCGAACAAAUCACGGCGCAGCUUGGUAAGUUCGGGAAGAUCGAGGGCAAAAACGUCUUUUACUGGUUCCAGAACCACAAGGCUAGGGAGAGACAGAAGCAAAAGCGUAACAGUCUUGGCCUCAGCCAUAGUCCACGAACUCCCACCAUUACAACUACCAACACCAACACAUCCACCACUACUCUACACUCCGUUACCGUAGCUUUAGAAACAAGACUUGGGGGAGAGUACGUAGUAGAGAGAGAGCAAGAAGGCUGUACUAGUCCGUACAAGAGAAAGUGUAGAAGCUGGGGAUUCGAAUGUUUGGUAGAAGAUUAUAGUAGAUUAUGUUAUGGUAAUAACGAGGAGGAGGAGGGAGAUAGAACUCUGGAGCUUUUUCCCUUGCACCCGGAAGGAAGAUGAUGAUGACCAUGAUGCGGGUGUUUUUGGGAAAUAAUAAUAAUAAAAAAUAUAUAUAUAUAGUAGUUUAAUUCUUGGGGUAUAUUUUUCAGCUUUAAUGUUUCUAAUGCCAUCCUUACACUAGCAACUUUGAUUAUAUAUAUAUAUAUAUAUAUAAAUCAUGUACGCUAGCUUUUGUUCACUUUUCUUUUCCUUCUUUUUUCUUCGCUUCGGGAAAAGAAGAAAAAGAGUAAUUGUCUCUUUGUACUAUUGAUAUAUGAUGAUCUGAUAUCUGCUGCUUAUUGGAACCAAAGCGCGCUUUGUUAC
This is a messenger RNA of Cannabis sativa, 1182 nucleotides long. Its product is annotated as WUSCHEL-related homeobox 4. The transcript has 3 exons. Gene Ontology annotation, biological process: procambium histogenesis; phloem or xylem histogenesis; cell division. NCBI's taxonomy places the organism in Eukaryota, Viridiplantae, Streptophyta, Magnoliopsida, Rosales, Cannabaceae. Gene Ontology annotation, molecular function: DNA-binding transcription factor activity; DNA binding. The record is from RefSeq and is a predicted model, not a curated record. The coding region runs from base 106 to 879 and encodes 257 amino acids. Gene Ontology annotation, cellular component: nucleus.